AUCCAACAACCCAUCUGCUCGAGCCAUACUGAAUAUACUCGACCCGCCACUGAGGUCAAGAAACAAAUUCGAAAAACCAGAAUAAACAAACAACCAAACCAGAAUCCACAGACAACCUGCUCGAGCAAAAUGAAUAUACUCAACCCGCCAAAGAGGUCGAAAAAGACAAAUUCGACAAACCAGAAUCAACAAACAACCAAACCAGAAUCCAUAAACAACCUGCUCGAGCAAAAUGAAUAUAUUCGACUCGCCAAAGAGUCUGGUCGAGACCACGUGACUCACCCUGGCCAGAGCCAAUCGACUAACCAUUCCCCACGGCGUGCAACACCACCUCCUCCGGUCACGAAUGCCACGAACUUUCUUCAAAAUCCGGAGUUUAUAGCUAGAGCCAUGCCCAGGAACUCGAGUACGGUACCGCUGUCGAUGCCGUUAACUACUAACCCAACAGAACAUCCAGCCCACACUCAUCAUGACCAUGAAACACAUGUAGCGACAUCACAUGCUACGUCGCAGCCUCAUCAUACUUCUCCACGUCAAGAAGAGCAGGCUCAUAUAAUUGCUAAUCCUGUAACGAACAAUCAAGUUCCGAAUCAGCCCCCUGUACAGGAGAUGACUGCUGAAAGUCAUUCUGCCUAUCACCAGAGAAUUUGCCACGUCCCAGGCCCAUUUCGUCAGCACCUCAUGUUCGCGAAGAUUUGCGACGCCAAAUUGAACGGAAUCGUCUUUCAAGACAUAGUGCGGAGGAAAUUGAAACUCUCCGUAAACGUUUGGCUGAACUUGAAACGCGACAGAAGUCACAAGAAGAUUCACCCCGACAUGUCACGAC
Messenger RNA from Striga hermonthica, 826 nucleotides. The record is from the annotation of a GenBank genome assembly. NCBI's taxonomy places the organism in Eukaryota, Viridiplantae, Streptophyta, Magnoliopsida, Lamiales, Orobanchaceae.